Messenger RNA from Phyllopteryx taeniolatus (common seadragon), 1700 nucleotides. It is a transcript of the gene lpar3, whose product is annotated as lysophosphatidic acid receptor 3. Gene Ontology annotation, cellular component: membrane. Gene Ontology annotation, molecular function: lysophosphatidic acid receptor activity. NCBI's taxonomy places the organism in Eukaryota, Metazoa, Chordata, Actinopteri, Syngnathiformes, Syngnathidae. The transcript has 3 exons. Bases 298 to 1368 code for a protein of 356 amino acids. The record is from RefSeq and is a predicted model, not a curated record. Gene Ontology annotation, biological process: G protein-coupled receptor signaling pathway.
UUGACACACGCAAACGCCCUCUGCGUCACCGAGUCGAAAGCUCCAAACCUCUGUCUAUCCCCACUUGUCUCCACUCGCUUGCCGCUGUCGCCUCCCUCCGUCCGCAGCUGCGUGGGCAGUAGGCUGGAGGGAGCGGAGGGGUGAAAUGGUCGCUUGCCUCCUCGGGUUCGUGACGCAGCCAUUCACCUGAGGUGAGCUCACCUUGCUGCCUUUUCUCCUUCUUUUGGUGUCGACACUCCACUCCUCUCGAUUCACAGCGACUUUUGGCCCCGCUGCCAAGCAGACCCGAACAGAAAAAUGGCCCUGCAAAACCUCACCUGCCAUUACGAUGAGCCCAUGAGCUUUUUCUACAACAACAGCGGCGCGGAUGACAAAUGGGACAAGACCCAGCUCAUUCUGGUCCAAGUGGUGGGCUCGCUGUUUUGCUGCUUCAUCCUGCUCUCCAACGCCAUGGUCAUCGCAGCUGUCAUCACUAACAAGAGGUUCCACUACCCGUUCUACUAUCUGCUCUCCAACCUCGCUGCCUCGGACUUCCUGGCGGGCAUAGCGUACGUGUACCUCAUGUUCAACACGGGUGAGGUCUCGCGGAGACUGACAGUGAAAGGAUACUUUAUUCGCCAAGGUCUUCUGGACAUUAGCCUCUCUGCCUCGCUGGCCAACCUGCUUGUCAUCGCGCUUGAGCGUUACAUCUCCAUCAUGAACUUUAAAGUCCACAGCAACCUUACGAAGAGGAGGGUAACUCUGCUCAUCGUGCUGGUGUGGGGCAUCUCCAUCCUCAUGGGCGCCGUGCCCAGCCUAGGUUGGAACUGCAUCUGCAACCUGAGCGACUGUUCCCAACUCGCCCCCAUUUUCAGCAGGGGCUACCUGAUCUUCUGGUCCGUGUCUAACCUGGUCGUGUUCCUAGUAAUGGUGGGUAUUUACAUGAGGAUCUACACCUACGUCAAGAAGAAGACGUCGUUGCUCACGCCACACACCAGCGGCUCCAUUAACCGCAAGAGGACGCCCAUCAAGCUCAUCAAAACUGUCAUGGUGGUGCUCGGAGCCUUUGUGUUCUGCUGGACUCCCGGCCUGGUGGUUCUGCUGCUGGACGGUCUCAACUGCACCAGCUGCAAUGUCAUGAAACUAAAGCGCUGGCUUCUGCUCCUGGCUGUGAUGAACUCUGUCAUGAACCCGUGCAUUUACUCCUACAAGGACGAGGAAAUGUGGACCACCUUUAAGAACCUCAUGCGAUGCAUAGGCAACGGUACUCGACGGCAGCGCUCAACACGGGCCAACGCCCGGCCGCUAAGCUCCGCCCAGGACACGGGCAACAGCCAGCCUCCGUCCGAGGAGACGAAAAACGGCGAUCAGGAUAUCUUCCAGACCUGAGAGUGGGAUUUGAUCUGAACUUUGAAAAAUGUCUGUUCACUUGACGGUGAAAAUGCUUCAUGAAGAUAAUGCAUAGAUUGGCGUCAACAGUUCUUUAUCUUCAAAGAAAGUGCUGUUUGGAGAGAAGUACCAGCACAGGCCCGCCGCCUCAGUCAAAAGCUGCAGUUGUUUUUUGUGACACUGAGAAGAGCCCUGUUGGUGUACCAAUAUGAAUGCAACACUUGUUUUCACUUGUGUCGGAAUGUCAUCAUUUUGGAAACAAUCUCUCGAGGGAAAAUCCAUUCUUCCUCUUGUCGCUGUUAUUUGUAGCUGAAAAGAAACAGUAAGAACGA